GCUUCCGGUGUCCGGCGAUCCGCUGAAUGGGCGAAGCGAGGAAGAUAGUUCCGGAGGAAGGCUGCUCCCUCGGGUGAGAAGUUAGCUCUGUUUCUUGCCUUGCGCAGCUCUCGAACUCUGUGCUGUGUUCACUCUUGCGCGGUGAGUUCCAGAGACGUCGCUGAAGCAGCAGCAGCAACAGCAACAGCAGCAGCAGCAGCAGCAUGACGAGCGAGGGUACCGAAACGCGGAAUCCCGCGGAAGGUGGACCCCCUAAACUGCAGUUUGUCCCCUUCAGCAGCGCCUUGGAUGCUGGCUUUUGGCAUGAGCUGACCCAGAAGAAGCUCAACGAGUACAAGCUCGACGAGACCCCCAAGGCGAUCAGAGGCUAUUACUAUAAUGGAGAUCCUGCUGGUAUGCCAGCUCGUUUAACGCUGGAAUUUAGUGCUUUUGAUAUGAAUGCCCCAACACCAGCACAUUGCUGCCCUGCUAUUGGAACGUUGUAUAACACCAAUACUUUGGAAGCAUUCAAAUCCUGUGAUAAGAAGCUUCUUCUUGAGCAAGCCGCAAAUAAGAUAUGGGAUGCAAUAACAUCAGGGACUGCUGUUGAGAAUCCUGUCUUACUGAACAGAUUUAUCCUAUUAACAUUUGCUGAUUUGAAGAGAUAUCGUUUCUACUACUGGUUUUGUUACCCUGCGCUUUGUCUCCCAGAAGGUAUCCCUUUGAUUCAGCAGCCUGUGUGCCUAGGUGCAAAGUUCUCAGCUACUCAGAUUGAAGCUCUCCAGAAUGCAUAUGAUGAGCUUUGUCAGAAAGAAGGCCUUACAGCUCUGCCCUUUUUUCUAAUCAAGUACCACGACGAUUCUGUUCUUGUCUCCUUGCUCAGAAACUGGGACAACUUCUUUUCUGAUCCCGGGGAGCAGGUGACAAUUGGUGUUUACGAUCCCUGUAAUUUUGCCCAGUAUCCUGGUUGGCCACUGAGAAACAUAUUGGUCCUGGCAGCACACAGAUGGGGCAGCCACCUUCAUUCUGUUCAAGUGCUCUGCUUCCGAGACAGGACCAUGCAGGGAGCAAGAGACAUUUCACACAGCACCCUUUUUGAAAUAAAGCUUCCGCAAGUGACACAGAAUUCAGGUUGUCCAAAAGCUGUUGGAUGGGAGAAAAACCAAAAAGGAGGCAUGGGCCCAAGAAUGGUUAAUCUCAGCGAGUGCAUGGACCCGAAAAGGUUAGCUGAAUCAUCGGUGGAUCUUAACCUUAAAUUGAUGUGUUGGCGGUUAGUGCCUACUCUUGACCUGGAAAAAGUUGUGUCUGUGAAGUGUCUUCUCCUAGGAGCUGGUACGCUGGGUUGUAGUGUAGCCAGAACUUUGAUGGGAUGGGGAGUCAGGAAGAUCACAUUUGUGGACAACGCAAAGAUUUCUUAUUCCAACCCUGUGCGGCAACCACUCUAUGAAUUUGAAGACUGCCUCGGGGGUGGAAAGUCCAAAGCACUUGCAGCAGCAGACAGACUCCAAAAAAUAUUCCCAGGAGUGAAUGCUGAAGGUUUUAAUAUGAGUAUCCCAAUGCCAGGUCACCCAGUAAAUUUUUCUGACGUCACCUUGGAGCAGGCCCGCAAGGAUGUGACACAGCUGGAGGAGCUCAUUGAUGCCCAUGAUGUCAUCUUUUUGUUAAUGGACACCAGGGAAAGCCGGUGGCUUCCUGCUGUUAUUGCAGCCAGCAAGAGAAAGCUGGUAAUCAAUGCUGCCCUGGGAUUUGACACCUUUGUUGUGAUGAGACAUGGACUGAAGAAGCCAAAGUGUCAAGAGGUGGGCGAUUCUCCCUGCAAUAAUCCUUCAGCUUCAGCCGAUCUUCUGGGAUCAUCGCUCUUUUCAAAUAUCCCUGGUUACAAACUCGGUUGCUACUUCUGCAAUGACGUCGUGGCACCAGGAGAUUCCACCAGGGAUCGGACAUUAGAUCAGCAGUGCACAGUCAGUCGACCAGGAUUAGCCAUGAUAGCAGGAGCCCUUGCUGUGGAAUUAAUGGUAUCCAUUUUGCAGCACCCAGAAGGUGGCUAUGCCAUUGCCAGCAGUAGCGAUGACAGAAUGAAUGAACCUCCCACCUCUCUUGGGCUUGUGCCACAUCAGAUUCGAGGGUUUUUAUCAAGAUUUGAUAACGUCCUUCCCGUCAGCCUGGCUUUUGACAAAUGCACUGCCUGUUCCCCCAGAGUCCUUGAGCAGUAUGAAAGAGAAGGCUUUAAUUUCUUAGCAAAGGUUUUUAAUUCCUCACAUUCCUUCUUGGAAGAUCUCACAGGUCUGACUCUGUUGCAUCAGGAGACCCAAGCUGCUGAGAUCUGGGACAUGAGCGAUGAUGAAACACUCUGAAAGCUCAGUGAAUGAAGUGAAAGAUGACCCACUUCAGGGUGUGUUGGUGUGGGUUUUUUUGUCAGUCAUAUGACAAAUUAAUGAUUGCUUACUUAACUGUGGCUGUUGUAAAUAGAAACACUUACGGUGCACAACUUUUAUUGGGAUGGGACAGUAUUGCAAUUCAAGCCACUUGUACCGUGAGUGUAAUUUCUCUUUCUAUUGUGUGUGAAAUAUAUAUAAGAGAGUUGAAAUUAAAAUCUCUCUAUUUUUUCAGCUUCUAAAUAUAGCUUAUAUUUAAAAUACCUCUGAAGAAAACUUCUUUGUUUAUUUUUCUCCCAGUUUGACUUUUUCUUUUAAGUAAACAUUCUGAACAAAUUAUGCCUUUUGAGACACUUCAGGGAUUUAUGGCCAAUGUAUCCUUGUCUCUGAGGUAGACAAUAAGAAAUUAGUCACAUUGAGAAUAAAUAGAAUGAUGGGGUACACAUGUUUAGUCUCUCAAAAAGACAUUUCCUCUGGUUAUUCUGCUUCCAACCUUGUCCUUUCUGUAUAUGACAACACUAUAUAUAUUAUCAACUUUUAGUGCCUUUUUUAAAAAUGGUAGUUGAUAGCGUAUGAUUUUCUUCCUUCCAAUACUAAUAGUUCAUCUCUGCUGCUCCAUAGCGAGGUGAUUGCCCACCAACACCAAAUCUAUGCCACGAGCCUCUAAAGUAUAACGAAAUUAAAUAAUAAUAAGGGAAUCUAUGUUAUUUACUGUUUUUAAUUCAAGUAUUAUUUUAUCUUCUUUGUCAGCACAUAAACAAUGAAACAGCUGUGCAGAAUCUUCAUGCUAGCAUUUUGUGCCCUUUGCCAUUGGACUACUUUCUCAAAUUGUAUCUGGUUACAGUCACAAAUCUGGAGAGGCUCAAAGUAGCCAGAUUAUGGCAUAUCAUGUUAACAGCAUACUUUUAAUCUGUACAUUGCUCACUGAAUCUUGUCUCUACUUGAUUUCUUAUUUCUACUAAUUACAAAACCCCUGUUUAUUUCGUCUUACAUUUUUCUAUCUAGUGAGUUAAUCUAGCUCUUGGGAAGGGGUGUGCAUUUUUUAAAAAUCUCAACACUUAGAAUCUGUACGUUAGCAAUAGCAGAAAUAGGAAGUACAGGUUCUCAUGUGUAUGCAAGUGCAAUCUUUUAAUUUAAAAUAAUGAAAUUGCAUAAUGGCCUUCAGGCACUACUUGCUGAGGAAAUUAAGCAUCUCUGAUGACAGACUAGAACUCAACACUGGGAAAAUUUAGUACUCCACAGAUUGCACUGAGUCACCAGCACAGACGUCAUUUGUAGAUAGUGAAACAGGAAACUCUGUUUUGAAAUUCUACAGUCUUGAUUAGCUGAGAGUCCAAAACAGCUCGGGGUCCCAGGAAUACUCUCCAAUGAAUGUCUGUCUUGACGCUUGGAUUAUCAAGAUUGAAUUUGUCAAUUGUUUUUCCCCUCCGAGAGUUUUAGCUAUAUAUGACAUUUUAAGCACAGGGUAAUACGAUGUUUCCUUGCUUAGUAAUUCCAGUAACUUAGAGUUGUAUAAGACUGAGCUUGCUUCCUGUACAUAUGCUUCCCAGAUGUCUGUGCUGUGCAGAAGUACUCCACUGUGACUUAGAAAACCUUCUGUUGUUUAACUUUAUUGUGUUUUCCUCUCCCCUUACAAACCAGAAUGGCGCUCUUGCUUGCUUGCUUGUACGCUUGCUUCUAGGUGUCCCCCCCCCCUUUGUAAAAUGUUUUAAGCACUUAAUUGAGGAAAACAUAAUGAAAGAUUUUAUUCUAAUGAAUGAAAUGUACAUUAAAAGAACUUCCAAGUACUUUUACUCACUGCCUUCUUUGCAUAGACAGACUUCUGGCACCACCAUCUACUGUUGUAGUUUGAUUGUGGAGGAACUUGAAAUUUGAGCUCUGGGGAAUGAAUGGGUGUGUUUUUGCUGGCAUGAUUGCCCAAAAGUAAAAGUCUUGAUUAUUAUUAUUAUAUUGUCAUAACAAUGGAACCAGAAGUCAUACAAUUAAGCUGAAAGGUAGGGGAUUCAGGACAGCCAAAAGGAGGAGUCUUUUUUAGUUAUCCUCCGCUCCCACAUUAAGUUAUUUGCCCUAGACCAGGGGUGGCCAACUCCCAAGAGACUGCGAUCUACUUUCAGAAUUAAAAUCUGGCAAUGAUCUACCCCCCCCCAACACUUUUUUUUGGGUUCAGGUCAAAGUUAUUGAGCUUUUUUUAGGGAGAAUGAAAGCCCCUACCGAAACCUCUCAAUUGACCUGUUGGACAUCCCUGCCCUAGACCAAAGGCCUUCAUACUCUGCAUCAGUCUGCACUAGUGUUGCCAAGUUAAUUGUGUCUUCAUUUAAUUAUCAUUUUAAUAAGUAUUACUUAACGUGUUCUUUCCUGCCUGAGCAGGUCACAAUAAAAUUUCAAGUUCGCAAUAGGUAAGGUAUAGGGACCCCUGAUUCUAUGACUCUAUGAUUCUAUGAUUCUAUUCUAUGAUUCUAUGACCAUUAGGUCCAGUCGUGACCGACUCUGGGGUUGCACGCUCAUCUCGCAUUAUUGGCCGAGGGAGCACGCGUACAGCUUCCAGGUCAUGUGGCCAGCAUGACAAAGCCACUUCUGGCGAACCAGAGCAGCGCACCGAAACGUCGUUUACCUUCCCGCUGGAGCGGUACCUAUUUAUCUACUUGCACUUUGACGUGCUUUCAAGUUCGCAAUACACAAUAGCAUUUUCAAACACAUCCAGAAAUACAAAAUCAGCUAAAACCAGCAAGAUAAGAAAGGCCCGGGCACACAGAUUCAUUCUUGGCUGACAUAAAAAAUUCAGGAAGGGAGGGAACUCCAUAAUGGUGGGGGCACUGUUGUGAAGGCCCUGUCUCGUGUUGCUGCAUACCAAAAACUGGCCAACUGCUGUAUACUCAAGAAGGCCUCCCCGCCAAAGGUCUUAAUAGUUGACAGCCAUUUAUGUAAGUUUCAUAAAGUAUGUUAAAAUAACAAGAAAGAAUUAUGGGCAACCCUACAGCAGAACUUCAGUGGUGUUAAGGAAAAGCCAUCCAACUCUGAUUUCUGGAGAGGUAGAAGCAGAAUGACUGUCUCACCAUAGACUCCUAGCCCACUGAGCCACUCCAGAAGGAUAUCAUGGUCAAUGGUACUGAAUGCCGUUGAGAGAAUUAGCAGAGUUGCUCUCCCCCAUCCCUCUCUCAAUAAAGGUCAUCCAUCAAGGUGACCAGAGCUGCUUCAGUUCUGUAAUCAGGCAUGAAUUCAGGUGGGGAGAGGGGCAUUGUUGUUCCUGCAAGAGCAGCGGGUGAGAUUUAAGCAACCAGUUUCGCAUUAAACUGCUCCCUGCAUCUCAGGGAAGCAAGUGAGAAGAAGCUGGCAUUGGCGUGAUUGCUGACACCACUGUUGAUGUGGGAGCAAGGCAGGGAACCUUAAAACUUAAAACAUAAUGCUUCUCUAGGUAGAUGCUGUCCCACCCAAACUUUUGGGGGGACAUUCAGACAACUUUUGUUGUUUCAAGCACUCUUAUACAGGAGUGGAUUGAAUUCAGUUGCUAAGAGCUCUCACAGCUCUCUAUUUUUGUUUGGUUUGGUUUUUUUUGCAGUUAUAUGUCUUUUCCAAGACAAGGUGGUUAUUUUUCGUACACCAUGAGUGCUGUGCAUACUGGAAAGGAUUUAGGAUGUGAUAGGAGUCAUUUCUAACAUCCUCAAUAUUUAUCUUAGGUAGACAUUACUGCUACACAUGUGUGCACAGACUGUUGGGCAAGCCCAAAGGCAAUAUCUCCAUAGGGUACCUGUAGAACAAAGGCUAAACUACACAGUGAUAUUACUCAGACUGUAAUAAUACUGCAGUUGCACAAGUGUCACAGAGGGCAGAAUAUUGCCUAAUACUUUUAAGUCCUUUGUCUAGGUCAGCCAAGUUGAUAAACUGUGUCGCGCAACAACAAAAUAAUUGUGUGAAAUGACUGGAGUUUCAGCAUCCUUGGCAUUGGCACUUUUGAGUGUUGUUCCUAACCAUUAAUUCAGUUAUUCUUAAAGUAGGCCUGUAAGGUUGAUUAGUAGUGUUAUCCUCAUCUUUCAGACAGUGGCCUGAGGCCAGGUAACAAAGUUUGUCUGUGGCUCAGGUGAGUCUCGAUGUGGGACUUCCUACCAUAUGCAUUUAGCUGCUGCUUUGCAUCCCUGCUAACGUGAACGUGUAUUAUAUGCACUGACUAUAACUACUCCCUCAGUGUGUGAAUUAGCCCUUAGGUAUGUUUGGGGUGGGACCCAGGUGGCGCUGUGGUUAAACCACUGAGCCUAGGGCUUGCUGAUCAGAAGGUCGGAGGUUCGAAUCCCUAUGACGGGGUGAGCUCCCGUUGCUUGGACCCAGCUCCUGCCAACCUAGCAGUUCGAAAGCACGUCAAAAUGCAAGUAGAUAAAUAGGUACCGCUACAGCAGGAAGGUAAACGGCGUUUCCAUGUGCUGCUCUGGUUUGCCAGAAGCAGCUUUGUCAUGCUGGCCACAUGACCUGGAAGCUAUACGCCGGCUCCCUCGGCCAAUAAUGCGAGAUGAGCGCGCAACCCAAGAGUCGGUCACGACUGGACCUAAUGGUCAGGGGUCCCUUUACCUUUAUGUUUGGGGUAGAAGCUAAAGCGGAACCAUUUUCUAUAGAUAUGGAUUCCCAAAAAAUACUGCACACCCCCCCACACACACACACAAUAAAUAGGCUCAUUCAGCAUAUCUCGGUGAACUCUCACUUAAUGCAUUGUACAAAUCAAGGUUACUUCUGUUACUGAUAGUAUUUACAGAGCACUUUCACUGAGAAGGUUGUUGGCCUCCCCAAUUUGGCUGCUGUGUGGAUGCAGAUUGCUUGGCAUAUAUGCGUAGUUCUUCUUCAUUGGUUGAAUCAAGGUUGCCGUAACUUUUACCAAGUGGUUUCUUAUGUAACAAGGGGCCUCUAAAAACAAACAAGUUGGGAUUUUCUGGCAGCCAUUCAAUACACAGUGCAUUUACAACUCUGUUAUAGCUCUCUCUCGGUGUUUACUUUAUUUGUUUCAAAAUAGGGACUCUGCUAGAUUAUAUAUUGAGCACUUUUUAACUAGGCUAAAGAUGCAGGAUUUUUCUUUCCUUGCCUCUUCCUCUCCUCUCCCAAAAUAAACAGUUUGGCCAUAAAAUGAGUAGAAGGCAGAUAUCCAAUUUGCCAUUAGGAUCUCACUACAUUCAAGUAGUGAGGGACCCAGGUGGUGCGGUGGGUUAAACCACUGAGCCUAGGGCUUGCUGAUCAGAAGGUCGGCGGUUCGAAUCCCUGUGACGGGGUGAGCUCCCGUUGCUUGGUCCCAGCUCCUGCCAACCUAGCAGUUCAAAAGCACGUCAAAAUGCAAGUAGAUAAAUAGGAACCGCUACAGCGGGAAGGUAAACGGCGUUUCCAUGUGCUGCUCUGGUUUGCCAGAAGCGGCUUUGUCAUGCUGGCCACAUGACCUGGAAGCUAUACGCCGGCUCCCUUGGCUAAUAAUGCGAGAUGAGCGCGCAACCCCAGAGUCGGUCACGACUGGACCUAAUGGUCA
Messenger RNA from Zootoca vivipara (common lizard), 7848 nucleotides. It is a transcript of the gene ATG7, whose product is annotated as autophagy related 7. Gene Ontology annotation, molecular function: Atg12 activating enzyme activity; Atg8 activating enzyme activity. The record is from RefSeq and is a predicted model, not a curated record. Gene Ontology annotation, cellular component: cytoplasm; phagophore assembly site. Gene Ontology annotation, biological process: cellular response to nitrogen starvation; piecemeal microautophagy of the nucleus; autophagy of mitochondrion. NCBI's taxonomy places the organism in Eukaryota, Metazoa, Chordata, Lepidosauria, Squamata, Lacertidae.